This is a messenger RNA of Rotaria sordida, 225 nucleotides long. The record is from the annotation of a GenBank genome assembly. NCBI's taxonomy places the organism in Eukaryota, Metazoa, Rotifera, Eurotatoria, Philodinida, Philodinidae.
AUGGAAUCAGAAUUUUUUGAAGCAAGAAAGACUGAAAGUCAUGGUACGCUUUUACAAUUUGAAGAACGUGAACGAAAAUUAACAAAUGAAAUUCAACGAUUACGUACAUAUUUAUUAACAAUGGAAGAAUUUCAUACAACAGAUUUAAUUGCUGCUGAAAAUCGAGAAAAAUCUUUAAGAAAUCAAAUAGCACAAUUAGAUAAUUCAAAUUGUGCACAAAAUUAA